This is a messenger RNA of Dentiscutata erythropus, 522 nucleotides long. The record is from the annotation of a GenBank genome assembly. Lineage: Eukaryota; Fungi; Glomeromycota; Glomeromycetes; Diversisporales; Gigasporaceae.
AUGUCUUAUCAAACAAAUCCUAAUACAUUGGUUUUUAUUAAUGAAUCUAAUAAAUCAUUUUCAAUUAAUUCACGAAAUCAAUUAAACAAUAGUUCACUUCAAAUACCGGUUAUUAAGGUACCUUUUCCACCUAUAGUUGAUAUAGAUGAUUUAAUUACAAGACAAAGAGUGGGAAAGAAACCUCACACAAAACCACCGAAUGCCUUUCUGAUUUACAGAAUGCAAUACGUUAAAGAGCUUGCUAAAACACAUAGAUUACCUAUAAGAGCUAUUUCUUCCAUCAUCGCUAGUUCUUGGAGGCAAGAACCUAAUCAUGUUGUUGAUCAUUACGAAAAUAUCGCAGAUCAAGCAAAAAAGCGGUUUGACCUAAAUUUUCUGAAACCUACUUUCCAAAAAGUGCCUGUUUCACGCCAUUCUCGACAAAGGACUAUAAAGAAACAUAUCAUACCUACUUUUUAUUCUUUUUAUUCAAAUGAUUUCUUUUUACCUCACAAUUAUCAAAUGCUUACUUAUAACCCCUAA